AUGGUUAAGAACAAGAAAAAGACCAUCUUUAGGAGGAUGACAGCCGAGGAAUCCUUUGCCACGAAUGAAAUUGAACAGGGUGCUGCCACUUCUUCAAAAUGUAAGGGCAUUACGCUAGAUGAUACUAAAGAGCUUGAUGAAUGUGGUAUGGGGUACAAGAUAGCUGCUGGCAUCAGGUACAAUGACGAACAGUUUACUUACGUUUGCGAAAGGUAUUCAACUUCAUUGAACAUAAACAUUAGACAAAUUCCCAGAGGCAGUGAGAGGCUAUUGUUUAGCAUGACCAUGGAGAACUCAUUCAAUUCCCCAGAUUUAGUGACUUGCUUGGCAGUAUCCAUUAUCCUACGCAAAGUCAACUGCAUGAGAAAAAGACAAAAUAUAAGAAAUUAUAGCACUGCCUUCAUGGAUAACUGCUUAGCAUGGUAA
Molecule: messenger RNA, 426 nt
Organism: Striga asiatica
Lineage: Eukaryota; Viridiplantae; Streptophyta; Magnoliopsida; Lamiales; Orobanchaceae
Source: the annotation of a GenBank genome assembly